AUGCCGGAUUUUUCAUGCUUUGAUUAUCAAGCCGAUAUACACGCCAUGAUGCCAGGCCGGAUUUUGGGGUCCUGUCAUCUUAUGAUAUCCACCGACAUGCUCAUGCACAAUCUUCCGUGCCAAAUCAUGCCCAUCUGCGCCCAGCCGUGA
Bipolaris victoriae FI3 is the source of this 150-nucleotide messenger RNA. RefSeq lists its product as hypothetical. The coding region runs from base 1 to 150 and encodes 49 amino acids. The transcript has a single exon. Lineage: Eukaryota; Fungi; Ascomycota; Dothideomycetes; Pleosporales; Pleosporaceae. The record is from RefSeq and is a predicted model, not a curated record.